AUGAAUAUAUUAAUAAAAAUAUUAAUAAUAUCUGUUGUUAUAAAUAUACAAAUUAAUUUAGGAAGAUGUUUAAGCUUUGACAACCAAAAUUAUGUCAAAAGUUCAUGCAUGAACUUGCAAUGGAAUAAGGAAAAUAAAAUUACAAAAAAGGAUAAAGUAAUCCAUUUGAAGAAUAAAAAUAAUAAUAAAUAUAAUCUUAAUAAUAUACAACUUUUUCUUAAUAAUUAUAAACCAAAAUAUAAAAAGAUUAAUAAAAUAGGUCAAACUAAUUUUAACGUGAAAGAAGCACACCAUUUUACUAUAAAAAUUAACCAAAAUAUAUUAAAUUCACGAAUAAAUAAAAUAAAUGAUGGGUUAUUUGCACUAUUUAAUUCAGGUAAAGAGGAUUUAAACAACUAUGACGAUUAUGGAAAUAAUGGAGUUAUUGAUGAUAUAUCAACAUCUAACAAUAAUGAUAUAAAUGGAGAAGGGGAAAACCAAAAUACAUAUGAAAAAACGUCAGGAAAUGGAGUUAAUAAUUUUAAAGGAGAUAUAAUAGAAAAAAAAUCAUGUAGUGUUUUGAAUAAAGUAGUAGAAGGAGGAAAAACUGUAUCGUUAUUAGGUUUAUGGUAUCUGUGUAACAUUUUUUAUAAUAUUGAAAAUAAAAAAGCAUUAAAUAUAUUAAAUUUACCAAUUACAAUAGCUAUAGUACAAAUAUAUGUAGGGUUACCAAUCUUUUUAAUUCCAUGGUUAUUAAAAUUAAGAAAACAACCAGAACUCUUUUAUGAUGAACAGGAAAUGAAAAAAAUUAGUCUUAGUAAUAGAAAUGCUUUAGUAAAAGGAUUUCAAAAAUAUGUUUUAUUUUUAAAAACAUAUAAUAGCAUAAUAAAACAAAGUAUAUAUCAUGGAUAUGCUCAUUUAUUAUCUGUUAUAGCCAUGGGGGCAGGUGCAAUUAGCUUUGUUCAUAUUGUCAAAGCUUUAACUCCAUUAUUUGCAGCAUUCUUUUCAUUUUUCCUAAUGAAUAAUAGAAUGUCCAUCUACACCUAUUCAUCUUUAUUGCCUAUUGUAUUUGGGGUAUCGUUAGCUUCAUUAAAAGAAUUAUCUUUUACAUAUAAAGCUUUAUAUUCAACAUUAUCUGCUAAUGUACUAUCAACAAUGCGAGCUAUAGAGGCGAAAAUAAUGAUGGAUAAAAACCUUGAAAAAAUAGGAAGAAAUUUAACUCCAGAAAAUAUAUUUGCUCUAUUAACCCUUUCUUCUGCAAUAUUUUUAACACCAGCUUUAUACAUCGACGUACAUAAGUGGAAAGAUGCUUAUACGUAUUUAAUGAAUAAUAGGGAUGUUUUAAAAGUAUUAGGUAGACAUGUAUUCAUGUCUGGUGUAUGGUUUUAUUUGUAUAACCAGGUAUCAUUUAUUUCGUUAAAUAGAUUAAAUCACAUUACUCAUGCUGUUGCAAGUACAGUUAAAAGAGUUUUUCUAAUAUUAACGAGUUACUUUAUUUUUGGAACGAAGUUUUCCUUCCUUGGUGGACUUGGUUCAACAAUUGCUGUAAGUGGUACAUUCUUAUAUUCGCUAGUAAAAAAAAAAUUUGGCUAG
This is a messenger RNA of Plasmodium malariae, 1572 nucleotides long. It is a transcript of the gene PPT, whose product is annotated as phosphoenolpyruvate/phosphate translocator, putative. The coding region runs from base 1 to 1572 and encodes 523 amino acids. NCBI's taxonomy places the organism in Eukaryota, Apicomplexa, Aconoidasida, Haemosporida, Plasmodiidae. Gene Ontology annotation, molecular function: antiporter activity. Gene Ontology annotation, cellular component: Golgi apparatus. The record is from RefSeq and is a predicted model, not a curated record. The transcript has a single exon.